AUGGGUAUCUGUUUACAACAGGUGGCACCAAGCUCCUAUCUAGUGGAUGCUGAUGGAAACUUCUAUUGUCACAAUCGUGUGGAUCUUGUGUGGCUGAGCAGCCUGACUCGCAGCCUGACUCUCCAUAUCCAGUGGACAGGCCUCACUCACCUGGUAUUACUGGGCACACUUACCCACAGAAAUUUAAGUAAUAACAAGAUCAAAGAGAUCCGUGAAGGCACUUUUGAUGGGGCAGCGGGAGUGCAGGAACUGAUGUUGACAGGGAAUCAGCUGGAAUCUGUGCACGGACGAAUGUUUAGAGGUCUCACAGGACUCAAGACACUGAUGCUCAGAAGCAACAUGAUCAGUUGUGUAAACAAUGACACAUUUACAGGACUGAGCUCAGUAAGGUUACUUUCUCUGUAUGACAAUCGCAUUACUACAAUAACUCCAGGAGCCUUCAGUACACUUGUUUCUUUAUCUACAAUUAAUUUGCUAUCUAAUCCAUUUAACUGCAACUGCCACUUAGCAUGGUUGGGGAAAUGGUUAAGGAAGAGAAGGAUUGUCAGUGGAAAUCCACGUUGCCAGAAACCCUUCUUCUUAAAGGAGAUUCCAAUUCAAGAUGUUGCUACACAGGAUUUCACAUGUGAUGAUUUUAUCAUGCCUGUAGCCUUCCAGCUUGGGCAUGAACUGAGUGCUAAUCCAGUUUCAUCUUCUAGUGAAAAGCCUUAA
Messenger RNA from Protobothrops mucrosquamatus (brown spotted pit viper), 711 nucleotides. Its product is annotated as slit homolog 3 protein-like. The record is from RefSeq and is a predicted model, not a curated record. Gene Ontology annotation, cellular component: plasma membrane. Bases 1 to 711 code for a protein of 236 amino acids. Lineage: Eukaryota; Metazoa; Chordata; Lepidosauria; Squamata; Viperidae. Gene Ontology annotation, molecular function: protein binding. The transcript is spliced from 5 exons.